Messenger RNA from Recurvomyces mirabilis, 1269 nucleotides. RefSeq lists its product as uncharacterized. Gene Ontology annotation, molecular function: carboxylic ester hydrolase activity. Lineage: Eukaryota; Fungi; Ascomycota; Dothideomycetes; Mycosphaerellales; Teratosphaeriaceae. The transcript is spliced from 2 exons. Bases 1 to 1269 code for a protein of 422 amino acids. The record is from RefSeq and is a predicted model, not a curated record.
AUGAGGUUUCUCUCCUUCGCCACUGCAAGUUGCAUCAGUGCAGUGACUGCUACCAUCUUGCAGAAUGGACAGAUCAGACCAAACAACUAUCCCGACACUACUGUCUCCACCAUCUCCUCGUACAACAGCAGCUGGCAAACCUAUGCACCAAGUGCUCCUGAGAUCUCAUACAAGGGUCGCUGGGAUGACAAGUACAUCUCCUGGUGGUCUGCUCCAGGAUUGAAGUUCGGCUUCCAGGCUCAACAGAUUGCUAUCAGUUUCGGCAACUACACUUCUGACGGUGUACUGAUCGCCUAUCGAAUCGAUGGCCAAGACUGGAUGCUCACCAACGUAACUGCUAACUCGACACACCUGCUUGUUACGCCGAGUACAGCUGGCUUCAACUUGACGACUCCGCAGGGUGCUUUACAGAGCCUUGAGCUUCGAGUAACCAACUGGGCGUAUGGUGUGCAAAUCAACUGUAUCCAUGUCUCAGGUGGGCCUGCUAGGCUCGUCAAGGUCCCGGAAUACACCAGAACAAUGGAACUGAUAGGUGACUCGCUUUCCGCUGGCCAAUACGCGACACUCGAAGGCAUCAGCAGCUACAGCUGGGGUCUUAUGUACGGCCUCGGUGAUGUCGAAUUCUCGAUCACGGCGUACCCAGGCAUCUGCUUGCAUGACAGCCGUUGCUACGGCAAUCUUCAUGGUCAGACGCUCCAGUGGCUAAAGAUACCCGAUACCUCCGGCCGCGCCCUUGAUAUCUAUGGCUCUGAUCCAGCCGGCAUACCUGACUGGAACUUCACUGCUCACGCCGCUGCAGAUAUUACAGUGAUCAACAUCGGCACGAACGACAAUAACACAGCCAACAACAUCACGAGCGCUGAGUACUAUACCAGCUAUAUCCAGCUCAUCGACGAAAUCCACGCCCGCUGGCCCAAGAGUCAGAUCGUCGUCCUCUCACUCUGGUCGGGCUUCAGCCAAGUCGGCAACACCUGGGCUCAGGGCGCAGGCUUUCUCGAUGAGAUCCAGAACGUGGUCAAGCACUUCAACAAUGGUAGCUUGAACCAGCGAGGAGAGUGUACAAGCUGCUUCGUUUACUACUUCAAUACGACCGGAAUUUUGGAGCACAAUGAUAUUGGUCCCCAGUACCACCCGACCGAUGUUGGCCAUGUAAAAUUGGCGAGCCAUCUGAUGAUGUAUGUUAAGUUGGUGUUUGGCUGGGAUCUGAGGCAGACAGGUCCAGAGGUGCAGCAUGACACACUCUACUGGAACGAUCAAAGCUCAUACUAG